Molecule: messenger RNA, 1515 nt
Organism: Alosa sapidissima (American shad)
Lineage: Eukaryota; Metazoa; Chordata; Actinopteri; Clupeiformes; Clupeidae
Gene: lypc
Product: ly6 domain containing, pigment cell
Exons: 3
Coding region: 1018-1395 (125 amino acids)
Source: RefSeq, a predicted model, not a curated record
AGGUAGGCUGCUAUAAAACAUGUAAAAUGUUAGAAAAACACCUAUAAAGGUGCAUAAAAGAAUGUGUGGCCCUAAUUUAGUGGAAGAACUUGACACGACCCCAUUAAACACUACAGCCUCUCUUCCUAGUAACACAAAUGGACCUCACUAAUGUUGUUAUGGCUGAAUGGAAACAGUCAGGUUUUGGGGCUUGAGGCUGUGAAGGUUUAUAAAGUAUCAAAGGGAAGGAGCAGACAUACACUACUAUGUUGGAGCCCAUGGAUUUGGAGUUGAAUGGUUCAUAUGGGUGUAAUAUUUUGUCUAUGUACCACUGAAAAUGAUGAAACGUGAAAUAGACUAUACAGUAAAAUAUUAAUUUAGGAGAAAAAUACAAAGUAUCAUGGCAUCACACACCCUUACUUUCCUCUGGGGACUGUGAAAGCCCAGAAGAUAGUCCAGAUCACAAGAUACCGUAUCACCUGAUAGUCCUCUCAGCCUCCUCACGUAUUCUAUUAACAAAUUCAAUCAGGCCUCUUCACUGUGCUGCUUUUGGAGAAGAGUCAAAAGUCAGUCCUCUGUUCUUUUUUAGUGUGUAUAAACAUGUAUGGACAGUUCAGCUCUACUGUAUGUGCAACUGUUUUAAUAAAUUGCAUCAAAUAACAAAAAAGGCUCUAGCUUCAGAAGACCAGUAAUGGGUGAAGGGCUCUGUAAAUUCCUCAUACAGUAUACCCAUUGAAAUUCAUCUUCCUAUUGCUGGAAUGAAAAUUAAGUUACACAUCUUAGGGUGGGGACAUUUGAGGAUCAUCACCGAUUGGACUAAGAAAGCACACAUCAGGACAUUUGAUGCAAGAAGAGCAAACAGACUAAGGACAGCACAGCUGAAAAGCUAAACACCACUGGUUUUUGGUUCAAACCAAGCUUUGGGAUUUCAGAUAACUGGAACUGGAAAACAUCUACCUAACAAGGAUCUGCGUUCAACUUUUCUACUCUACAUUCUACGCCAAAGUAGUCACAGAGAGACCAGAGAACGAAAAGAUUAUGUCUCGCCUUCUGUGCCUCCUCAUUCUUCUUUCUCUGUUUCCAGUUGUGGUACCUCUGUUUUGCUACACAUGUGUGUUUCCUGCUAUUUCCCCGCUCAACUGCAUCCGGUACCCUCAGAAGUGUCCUCCAGGCCACCAGUGUCUCUCAAGCAGAGCAGUAGGACAACGAGGAGACAUCAAGGUUGUACUGUAUGAGAAGAGCUGCAUCCUCUCAUCCUUAUGUGGUCUUACGGGAGAGAAAUAUGCUAUGGGUCUGAACUUCACCUUCACAAAUGAAUGCUGUGAUACUCACCUGUGCAAUGCAGCCCCACCCACCAGCAGAGGGCCCCUCUGGGCAGGCACAGGGCUUUCUCUUCUCAUCUUCUUACUUCAGUGAUCUCUGUUAACCUCAAGGUUAAGUCACUAUUACAAAUAUGAUGAUGCUAAAGCUAUAUGGUCUACUUGUAUUUCUUCAGCUUCAAUGAAAUUCAGUGUUGAUUUGUAGGGGUGUUCAGGC